This is a messenger RNA of Neltuma alba, 760 nucleotides long. Its product is annotated as auxin-responsive protein SAUR50-like. The coding region runs from base 26 to 409 and encodes 127 amino acids. Gene Ontology annotation, biological process: response to auxin. Lineage: Eukaryota; Viridiplantae; Streptophyta; Magnoliopsida; Fabales; Fabaceae. The record is from RefSeq and is a predicted model, not a curated record. The transcript has a single exon.
CUCUCUUCCCUGCUGCGGAACGAAAAUGCUGGGGAAGAGGAUGGUUACGAUCAAGAAGCUAGCGAGGAAGGUGAAGGGAGUUGGUGUUGGAGCUGACCAUGAUCCUGAUCCUGCGCACCACGAGUGUUUGCUCAAGGAAUAUGCACAAGAGUCUCCAAACACGAUACCGACUGGUUAUUUUCCGCUCUAUGUUGGGGAGGAACGUCAGAGAUACGUGGUUCCAACCACAUAUUUAUCUCACCCAUUGAUCAAGAUCUUGUUGGAGAAGGCUUACCAUGAGUUUGGGUUUGAACAGAGGAACGGCCUUGUGCUUCCCUGCACUGUGGCCACGUUUCAGGAGGUGCUAGCUGCUAUACAAUGCAGCAAUGGUAAGUUUGACUUGGCCAAGAUUUUUGAGGAUCUUAUUUGAUCUGCAUUGUUAGACCACAGGAUCCUUCUGGUUUUUCUUUUGAUCGAAGGGGUUAGUGUUAAAAUGCAUUCGAUCGAUGCGUAGCCUUUUGUGGGGCUUGUACUUAAAUUUAGGAUGCAGUAUUAACUACAAGUAGAAGAUAGAAACGAGUAGGGCCAUGGAUAUUGUAAAUUGCCGAUCCAGCUUCAACUUCAUAUUUCAAUGGAAGCCAGUGUUGGUUCAGAAGAUAGCUACUUUUCCAGGCAGAAUUCAUCUGACAUGUAAAUUAGUUUAUGGAAAGAGCGCUUCAAAAUUUUGAUUUGUCCUUCUUUUGCGUCUUGCUCUUCACUUUUUUUGGAACCUGAUUUAUAC